Molecule: messenger RNA, 1843 nt
Organism: Onthophagus taurus
Lineage: Eukaryota; Metazoa; Arthropoda; Insecta; Coleoptera; Scarabaeidae
Product: lipase 3
Biological process (GO): lipid metabolic process
Molecular function (GO): hydrolase activity, acting on ester bonds
Source: RefSeq, a predicted model, not a curated record
CUAGCACUGUAUAUUUCCUAGUUCUUUUAAGGCGGCAACAAAGUUGACCGACGUAUACGCAGAUCGCGGUGUGAUAUUCGUGAGUGUUAACUGUUUUGGAAUUGAUGGUUAUUUAUAUAGUUUUAUUACAAAAAACGACUCAACAUGUUUAAUGUUCUCAUUGUUAGAUAAAACCGAAUACACGCUCGACUCGCAAAGCGACUCGUUCGAUAAAGCAUCACUUUGCUGACUUGUACUUAAACUAAGAAAUAGAGCGCCCGAACAACCGAGAUAUUAAUUCAUUUAAAAUUUAAAUAUCCAUCGUUUCCAAAAUAUCAAAAUUUACUGGCACUUGUCAAUAAACUAAAUUGUGAUAAAAAAAACCAUUAAAACAAAUGAAUCAUAAAUUGUUAUUAAAUUGUUAAUCGUUAUUUAGUAUCCAAAGUGCGGUUUUAAUUCAUUGCGUCAUCGAGUCGUUUAUAAAUUGUCCUCAUUUCACUGAAAACCAUUAAUUUAUCAGAAUGGUUUCCUUUCAUGCAGUGUUUAUUAUAAGUUGUUUUGUGUGUUCAAUUAAUUGUAUGAGUGUUGUUGAAGUCUUUGAAGAUGGCAUUGGUGAUAUUAUACCGAAACAACGACCUUACAAUCCGGAUGAAUUUUUAAAAGCUCCGGAACUAAUAAGGAGAUACGGAUUUAAAUCUGAAACUCACACAAUUCUAACGAAAGACGGUUAUUUUUUAACUCUCCAUAGAAUUCCGUGCAAUCAGAAUGGAAAAAAGGGGAAUCAACCGGUUUUUAUUCAACACGGUUUACUAUCGAGCAGUGCAGAUUUUUUAGAUCACGGAAAUAAAUCUUUAGGAUUCUUAUUAGCUGAAACUGGUUACGAUGUUUGGUUGGGAAACGCACGUGGAAACAGUUACUCAAAAUCCCAUGCUAGUCUUGACGUCAAUUCAAAUGACUUUUGGGACUUUAGUUUUCACGAAAUGGGCAUUUACGAUCUUCCGGCCGUUUUCGAAUAUAUUUCAAACGAAACCAAUCAAUCAAUUUUGCAUAUUGGACAUUCAAUGGGGACGACGAUGUUUUUUAUAUAUGCGUCAUUACACUCGGAGGAAGCAAUGAAGUUAGUAAAAGGAAUGGUCGCUUUAGCACCUGUAGCUUACAUGACGCAUUUUACGUCUCCGAUUCGUUACUUUGCACCGUUUUCCAACGAUAUUGAAUGGCUUAGAGAAUAUCUUGGAUUUAAAGAGUUUUUACCCAGAGGAAAGAUUUUACAUUUACUAUCGUACGAGUGUAAAUUGAUGAAUAUUACCGAAGAAAUUUGCGAAAAUUUUAUUUUUAUGUUGUGCGGUUUCGACCCAGUACAAUUUGAUAUGGAUUACUUGCCGACUGUUUUAAACCACGUUCCAGCUGGCUCCUCAACAAAAACCGUAAUUCAUUAUGCUCAAGAAAUCGCAAAUAAAGGAAAUUUCCAGUAUUUUGAUUACGGAAAAGAAGAAAAUAUGGUUAGAUACGGUAGUUUAACGCCUCCUUUAUACAAUUCAACGAAUAUUCAGGUCCCUGUUUACCUUAUGUACUCAGAUAAUGAUUCAAUGGCGAAUAAAAUUGAUGUACUUAAAUUGGCUUCCAACUUACCAAAUUUGGCGGGCACAUAUGAAGUACCGUUAAAAGAAUUCAAUCACGUUGAUUUUCUCUUCGCAAAGGACGUUGUUGAAUUAGUUUAUAAACCUUUAUUGAAACAAUUAAGCAAAUUUUAAUAAUUUUAUUAUAAUUUCUCAAUCAAAAUCAAAAGAUAAUGCUUUUGAUUUCGAGUUAUUUCUGUGGUAACAAAGCUUUCGUGUAAAAAUAAAAUUAUCCGAUUAAAAGUCAA